This is a messenger RNA of Antechinus flavipes (yellow-footed antechinus), 8703 nucleotides long. It is a transcript of the gene HS6ST3, whose product is annotated as heparan sulfate 6-O-sulfotransferase 3. Gene Ontology annotation, cellular component: membrane. The record is from RefSeq and is a predicted model, not a curated record. NCBI's taxonomy places the organism in Eukaryota, Metazoa, Chordata, Mammalia, Dasyuromorphia, Dasyuridae. Gene Ontology annotation, molecular function: heparan sulfate 6-sulfotransferase activity. The transcript has 2 exons. The coding region runs from base 659 to 2038 and encodes 459 amino acids.
GUGAGGGGCCAGGGGCCGAAGCUCCUCCUCCUGUUCCUGGUACCCGAGCUUGCUCUUGAAGAAGAUGAAGCCCCUGGGUGUGGGUCGAAGCACUGAUUUCCAGCAACCAGAGGGGAAGGUUCAAGACCCAAGAUCAGCUAGUAAGUGCUUAAGAGCCCGAGGCAGUCUGACUCCCUGAGGCGCAUUUCUGGUUUGAGAGACGCUGGAUAGCUCUUUCCUUCUUUGGCUAGGGGCAGGACUAACGGUCUUGGGGGUCCAAGGGGAGAGUAGAGAGACAGUCCCUUUUGAGCUCUGGAACAGUCUUCGCGUAGCCGCCGCCCCUCAGUGCCGGGAACAGGCACCUCAUCUUCGUCGUCGUCCUCCUCUUCCUCCUCUUUCUCCUCCGCAGAAGCGGUGGGCUAGGGGACCCAGGUUAGCUUCUCCACUUCCCCUUAGUCCCGCGGGAGCCAGCAGCAGCGAGUCACCAGAGCGCCGGAGUGCAGCCAGCCAGCCAGACGCCUUUGCGGGGGGUCCCGCCUGCCUGGCCACAGGGGGAUGGAGGUGCGGCGGGCUCCGAGCUGCAGCCCGGAGUCCAAACUUCAGCGCGGACUUUCAGUGGAGCAGCUGCCGCCGCCCCCCCUACCGCCGCUGCUUUGCCUUCUGGCCUGAGAGCAGGACCAUGGAUGAAAGAUUCAACAAGUGGCUGCUCACGCCGGUGCUCACGCUCCUAUUCCUGAUCAUCAUGUACCAGUACGUGUCCCCCACCUGCACCAACUCCUGUACCAACUUCGGGGACAAAUUCCGCGCUGGGGAGUCCGGACAGGUUGCAGCUGCCCCAGCAGAUCCCCGAGAGGACCAGCAGCAACCACCACCCCCGGACCAGCAAGCCGAGAUUUCUAGGGCACCGGCGGCACAGCUCUCCGGGCCAGUUCAGGAGGCGGAGGAGGAAUUCGAAGAGUUGGAAGAGGAGGAAGAAGAGCAGGAUCGAGAGUCCCCGGACAAUGGCUCUCUCCCCAAAUUUGUGCCCCGCUUCAACUUCUCGGUGAAGGACCUGACCCGUUUCGUUGAUUUCAACAUCAAAGGCCGGGACGUGAUCGUCUUCUUGCACAUCCAGAAGACCGGGGGCACGACCUUCGGGCGGCAUCUGGUGAAGAAUAUCCGGCUGGAGCAGCCCUGUAGCUGCAAGCCUGGCCAGAAAAAAUGCACCUGCCACCGACCCGGCAAAAAAGAGACGUGGCUUUUCUCGCGCUUCUCCACAGGCUGGAGCUGUGGGCUGCACGCAGACUGGACAGAGCUCACCAACUGUGUGCCGGCCAUCAUGGAGAAGAAGGACUGCCCUCGAAACCACAGCCGCACCAGGAAUUUCUACUAUAUCACAAUGCUGAGGGACCCAGUGUCCCGUUACCUGAGUGAAUGGAAACACGUCCAGAGAGGGGCCACUUGGAAGACAUCUCUUCACAUGUGUGAUGGGAGAAGCCCAACUCCAGAUGAGCUGCCUACCUGCUACCCAGGGGAUGAUUGGUCUGGUGUCAGCCUGAGGGAGUUUAUGGAUUGUGGCUAUAAUCUAGCCAACAACCGCCAAGUUCGUAUGCUGGCAGACCUUAGCCUGGUGGGAUGCUACAACUUGACUUUUAUGAAUGAGAGUGAGCGGAAUACGAUCCUGUUGCAGAGUGCCAAGAAUAACCUGAAGAACAUGGCCUUCUUUGGGCUUACAGAAUUCCAGCGGAAAACUCAGUUCCUUUUUGAGAGGACAUUCAAUCUCAAGUUCAUCUCCCCCUUCACACAGUUCAACAUCACAAGGGCCUCUAAUGUGGACAUCAAUGAAGGGGCCCGACAGCGCAUUGAGGAGCUGAAUUUCCUGGACAUGCAACUUUAUGAGUAUGCAAAAGACCUUUUCCUACAACGCUACCAUUACACCAAACAGCAGGAACACCAGAGGGACAGGCAGAAGAGGCGGGAAGAGCGGAAGCUGCUAAAGGAGCAUCGGGCUCACCGGUGGCAGAAGGAAGAUGACACGACUGUCACAGAGGACUAUAACAGUCAAGUAGUCCGAUGGUGACAUAUUCUGUUUCUCCUCCCAUGGAGGUAGGAGGACCAGGGACAAUGUUGGUGUUUUGCUGAAUCAUCUAAGGGAGUGAUCAAAAUGAGCCAUGAUUUCUGAGUGUAUGAGACCUGAUUUGAACAUCUCUGCCCUUCCUCUGUCUUUUUCCUCCCUUAAAUUUUAACCAGCUGAAGGAAUAAGUUCCUCUUGUUUUUUUCUUGACAUUUUUCAAUGACAUUAAAUAUGGUAGAAUGACAUCCCAAAAAAACAACUCUAAAAGACUUACACCAAGAUGGGGAACCAAGAAGUCUGUUUUUAAAUCUUCUUCUUUUCAUCUGCACGGUAGAAGAAUGACAUAAGAAGUCAAAGCUGGCAGUGACAUAAAUGUAAAAUCCAAGCUGGGGCUUGGGAGUUCUGUAGAAAUCGGUCUGUUUUAACAAUAUCUUUGUAACAGUAUUGUAGGAUUAUUUAUAGGGAUCAAAAAAGGAAGAGAGAGAGGAAAAAAGAAAAACAAUUGUAGAUUCUCAGUCAAAAAAAGAAGAGAAUGUCAUCUACUGCUGUGUUGAAUUCAUGCUAGAGGAUGAAAUAUGUGGGCCCUUCUUCACCUUUUGACUAUGAAUGGCCCGACUCUGGAUGUGUCUUAGAACACAAACAAAAGGCAACCACUGCUGCCCUAGUCUUACUGUGAACAUCAUUUUAGGCAUAGGCCAUAAAAACUUCCCCAUCAGCCUUUUCUAAAAAUAAGGUCCUGUUAAGUGACUGAGUAUAGCCAUUAAAAAAAAAGAUCAUAAUUAGUGAUCUCUCACCUAUAGGUGGACGCCAUUUUUUUCUCCUAAAAAUUGAAAGUGGAACUGGAAAUAAAAUAUAAAGAAAGUGAUGUGUCCACCAAAUGAAGCAUAUUUAUUAAAUUAAUAUGUGUAUUUUUCCAAGGAAAAUGGAAGCAUCUAUCUUUCUUGGUAUAACACUGCCCAUAGGACUUAAAUUCUGCUAUGAUAAUGGAACUGUAAAGUUUUAGUAUGAAACUUGAUAAGGCAGCUAGCAUGUGUACAAGGUUAUUGUCCUCAAGUUGUUCAAUGAAUAACAUUAUACACUGGCUACCAUGAAUGAGUGUUUGAUAUGGGAUAAUAAUUCCAGAUUUUCAGUGAGACAGGACUUAAUGAUGUCUCAAUAUCUUCACUCUAAUACAUUUUUCUUCAUUCUUAAACCUUUGAUUGUUGUAGGAAUAAAUCUGUGAUAAUAUUUAAUACAUGAAACCAUGAUAUAUCAAAUUGGAAGCUGAUGCUCCUCAGAUAUUUCCCAUUCUUCUUGACCUUGUACAAAUGACAUGAACAAAAUAAACAGGAAAAUAAAUGAAAACCUAUGAAAUUGUGGGAGAAGGAAUGUCUGUAAUGUAUUCUGUCAUGUCAUCAAUUACAUAGAAGGAUGUGGAUGUCUUGAAAGAUGAAGCUGAAAAGUUCCUACCAGAAGCAUGACAUGAACACAAGUAGGAUCUGCAAAGUGAAUUGGAAAAAAUAUAUAUUUUUGGUGAUCCAAGUUAAAAGUUUGGAAGGCAACCGACUUUCUUGAACCAUCCAUCCCACCUUCAGCAUAAGUCCCUUGGGUUGGAGAGUCCAUAAAUCAUUUAAUCAAUAAAACUUCAUUGAGUGACUAGUGAAAGCAAGGGUAUGUGUCAUGUGCUGAAGAAAAAGAGGAAUUCUUUAGACAAAUAUUUGAUGGUGAUGGAAGGGUAGAAGAGUUCUUUCUUCCAUGAUCCUCAAUUCAGUCAGUAAUGCCAUUUAUCCAUAAGCAAAGGCUAGAGUUAGAUCUAGAUGAGUGGGUGAUGGAGGCAAGCACUAACAGCAGCAAGCCUUCAGUAUCUGGGAUGAGCCAGCUGAUGUUACUCAGAUGGGUUUGUUUGUUAUCCAUGAGGAUGGUGUAAGGCUAAUGGUUUCAAUUUCACUGUGGCCUAAAGCCUAAAGCAUGUGGGAAGUCACUCCCUCUCUACCACACACAAGUAUAUCCCUUCACUCCAUCAAAAAUGUUAUUAUCAUGAAUGAGUUGGCAACUGUACUUUUGGAGCCAUGAAAAGAAAAUAAAAAGGGGCCACAUAAAUAUGCCUCAUUAGAUGAUAGAGAUUAAUCUGACAAUAGAUUUGUCUGACAAGACAUCAGUGUUUUCCAUCCUGAUGAUUUGUCUGUAAGAUGGGGAGGGGAAAUAAGGAGAAGGGAGAAAAAGGAGAGUUACAGCUGGAAUUAAUGAGCAGAUUUUUACAGCUUUAUUUUUUUGCUGUGAAUAUGGUAUGGUUCUGCUGAGACUGGCAGUGCUGCAAAUUUUCCCUUCUGCCUGCUGCUGGGGGAACAUACGCAAGCAUGCAUGCACAUGGGCAGGUGAACACACCGUGUGCGACACAUACACACACUUUGCAGUAAUGAUCCAGUUUUAUGUCAUGUGGAAUUCAAAAUAAGUUAGGGAGCCUUUGAAUUUUUUUGUCGUUAAUCUCACUUUUAAAAUAUUGGCAAGGAAUUAAUGCAUCUCUAAGCUGUCAACUACUAACAUCAUGCUGUUCCUGAGGCAGAGGGAAUUUAUAUCCCAAGGCUUUCCCCAGCUUCAUUGCUGCUUGCUUGAUAUGUGGAGCUCCACUGGAGAUGGGAUAUCAGGCUAUUCAGAAGGGCAGCCAUCUAUUUGGCUUGGCCCAAGGCCAAGACUUAGCAUAUUUAACAGGCAGCCCUAGUCUUGAUCUGUUAUUCUUUUAAUAGAAAGCAGCCUCUGCAAUGGUCUCAAAUCUGCAAGGUACUAAGGUGAUAAUAUGGUGAUGUAAGCGGAAAGGUGAAGAGGUACUCUCUUCACUGCAAACCAAAUUCAUACCUGCUAGCUGAGUGGAAGAUUAUUAUCUAACUAUCACCUGGGCCUGGGCAGUCUUACAAGUUAAGUCAGCAACUUUAAGAUGAAAACGCAAAUCAAUUCUAGUUAUAGCAGUAUCCAAAGCUCCAGAACAGCAAGAAAAAAAAAAAAAAAAAGCAAACAAACAAAAAACCCUAGGGAGUUCCAAAUUGGAUGAAAUCCAAUCAAAUUCAGCUUUACAUCCACUACCCCUUUCACUCUCUCUCUGCAGUGGUUCUCUCCAUAGCCUGACCAAACUGUGGGUUUACAAAUGGUUUUAUUAAGGACAAUAAAUAUUUAUGAAGUGCCUCCUACAUGCAAGGCACUAAGAUAUAUGAGUCCCACUCUGCUUUCUUUAGACAAAUGUUUGGCUAACCAAAGAGAUCCAAUGUGUUCCCUUUUCUUGAUGAGUAUAUAAAAUUGGGGUAUACUUGUUAAUCUUUGAUAAGGUCAGUGAUAUCCCCAGAUAAUAGCAUAAUGCACACCAUCCAUAAGAAAUUCAGAAGCCAGAGUCCUUGCCCUUAAAUGUAAUCUUGUACAGUUUUAUCUGCUUUCACUAAAGUACUGAGAUUUGGAGGCUCAACUGAUAGGAUUAAAGUAAACUUCUUUCAAAUGUCUGAGAAAAAGAAAUAUUGUCUUUGGGGAUUGAUUCUACUAGAUAGGCUAUUAAAAGUAACUGUUAGUACAGGGUUUUAAGAAAUAGACCUCAGGUGUGGGGGAAUAAUCUGAUUUGGGGGGAUGCCAUUUGUUUCAUGAUGUACCUGUAUUUCAUCUGCUUUAACUAAAGUAUUUUGAUUUGGAGAUUUAAUUGAUGUUACUAAAGUAAAUUUCUUUCAAAGGACUAAAAUAAGGAAAUAUUUAUUAAAGGUAACUGUACAGGUUUUUAGGAAAUACAUCUAAGGUAUAGGGGAAUAAAGUGCUAUAAAUCAGGGGUUUUGAGGGGUUGCCAUUUAUUUCAUGAUAUACCCAUAUCUUGUAAGAUAAAAUUGAGAUCAAGAAUAAAAUCUAAACUUUGUUUAGAACUUUCUAUUUUGCAAUAUUUGAUAAAUUGCAAUACUGAUCAACCAAAAAUUGAUCAAUAAACAUUUCAAGUAUCUCCAAAGUGGUGGGCAUCAUGCCAGGUGCUAGGUAAACAAAGACAACAAUUAAAUAGUCCCUCAAAUUAAAUAGUCCCUUAAAUAGAUUAAAUAUAAUCUUCUACUUAAGAAGAUUACAUUCUAUCAGUGUACAUACACACGCACGCACGUAUAAAGAGAGAAACAGAGAGAAAAUGUGCAAAGUAAAUAUAAAAUUAAUACAGUUUGAUUUAUGGAGAGAGAACUCUAACAAUUAAAGGUUGAGGAAAAACUUGUAGAAGGUAGUUCAUGAGCUAAAUCUUGAAGGGAUUUCUAGGAGGAAAAGAUACAUUUCUAAGAGAAAGAGUACAUUGUAGAAAUGAGAAAUAACCAAUGUGUAAAUAUAGACAUAGGAGAUCCCUACAGUAAGUUCCUUUGGUUUUUGUUUUAGAAAAUAGAGCCACUAUUAUUUUCCCCAAUCAAUAGCUAAAGAAACUGAGGCUCAGAGAAGCUAAGUGAGGUCACAUCUCUAAAUGUUUGUGGAAGCUAGAAUAGAUCAUUUGAUCACAUGGACUCCAAUGAGUAUUUUUUGUUUGUUUGUUUUCAAUUCAUUAUGCUGUGAUGAUGGAUAAUUCCUAGAGUUAGAAGAAAGAAGAAAAUGGAAAACCUCAAUUUUUACAUUGUCUACAAAAAUCUUCUCAUGGAACUACCAGUACAUAGUAGGUUAGACCCUGUGAAAUUCAACUUACCUUGACUUCCUGAUGGAUGUGAUAAAAAUCAGUGAAUACUAAAUAGUAUUUGAUAUAAAGUAAGAGAGGAGAGAGAGAAAAAAAAAAACUAUGUGAUCUUUAUUUUAAUAUAAUUGUAAUUUCCAGAAUAAAGAAUAAAUAAGCAGAAUAAAUGCUUAUUGGAUCAAUUUUUUUUAAAAAGUAGGUAUAAUCUCUGUUUAUUUGUUUAAUAACUGGCCUAAGAGUAAAUAGAAGACAACCACCUAUUAGGGAUGUGGAUUAACCCUGACCCCUCACAAACUUCAACCCUUAACUCUGUGAUGAUGUCUGAAAUUUUAGAUUUCUUUGGAUCUUAAAUGAUUUUUGUCUCCAAAAAUUCCAGAUUAAAAAAGAGAUGCUCUUUUUGGGAGGGGGAUUUGGGCUUAGUAGUCAGAAAUAAUACUAUAAAGAAAAUGGUUCUCAAUUACCAUCUUCGAUAUCAAUAGGUUAAUGCCUUUUCACUUUUCACAGCUAAUUGAGAACAAUGACUUAUAGAAAUAGGACAAAAGAAAGAUGCCUGAUUUUAAGGCAAAAUUCCAGGAGUAGAGACUUAGAUACUCAAAGGUGAGACAAGAAGAUUCCAAAAUAAACUUUUUCUACUACCCAGUUUUGCCAGGGCUGGCCCUUUGGCAGAUUAUAAUUUUCUGGGCACUGGCAGCAAAAGUAGAAAAUAAAAGAUUAUGAGGAAAUAGACAGGAACAUUGGGGCAAAUACAACAAAAAUUAAAAUAAUUCACUAUAAAAUCCAUUACCUGGAUUAUUUUAUGGAAUGAAGAUAAGAUGGGAAGGAUCAGAACCAACCAGAGCAGUGGGCAAAGAAUCAUCACACUUCAGUCAUCUGUAUUUCUAUCUUCUGAUAAUCAUAUUUUCACUGACAGAUAAAUUGUGCCCCUCUAAUAUCCUUCAAGAUAUCCAAACUUCCUGCCUAGUUGUUUGCCUAUAUCUUUGUAGACAAUAGCUCCAUACCUAUGUUAGAGUUACCUGAGGACUCAUCCAUAAUCCUUUCCCCAAUACUUCCUGACUUCCCUUCCUAUUCUUCUUAGGCAUUUUAUUCAUCUAUUCUUUCCCAAUUCAGUUAGUAUUUAUCAUCCAAUAUUCUGCCUCUCUCUAGCAUAUCUGGUCACUUCAGAUUUACACGUUGAAAUUGUUUAGUAGACUUGCCCUUGGAGGUAUCUCAGAUAUGAGACUUAGGCAGAUUUAUUGCUUCAUUAAUGUAUUCAGAUCCUAUUGACAAAAGGUAAAUUGAUAGACUCAACCCAUUGGGCAGAGGAGCUGCAUUUGUCAGAGAAAUGCAUAGCUUUAUAGACAGGAAAUGUCUGUGAGACUUUACUGUCCUUAAUACCUAGAACAUUGCCUGGACCCUCUGAUUAGUCAAGAUUCUGAGAUCCCAAAGCACAAGUGGCUGAUGAGCUCAUGUUCUAAGCUAUCUGAAGAAUAAGAUAAUAAGAUAAGACUUUUAAACUUGGUGGCCCACCAAAUUACUGUGCUAGCAUUCUUGUUCUGCUUCUGGGGAGUGACAAAUCCAAGGACGAGUGUCAGUAGUAGAAAGGUUGAGUCUCCUUUGAUGACAGCAGUGACAUGUUCUGAUGAAAUAAAUCUCUUGAAUGUUUUGGUUGUUAUCAGGUUUUUCUACCAUCAUUUCCCUUAAUACGUUCCCCCAGUGAUUGCAACAAUACUUUUUAUAUUUUACUUGUAUUCCUUUUCAUUACAAAAAAAAAAUCAAUUAUACAUUAGAAGGAAAACCUGUAUUUUCCAUCUGGUGCCACAUUUUAGGUGAAAGAGUAGUUAUUCAGUAGAUGGUAAUUAUUUUGUCCUGAGGGACUUUCCCUUUGUUUCUGUGCAAUAAUGUGUAUGAACUUGGCUACUCCAAGAUUGUAUUGUGCAUUAUCAACUUUUCUUGCUAUUUAAAAAAUGAUAGUUUGUAGAAUUGAGGAUUUUCAUCGAUGUAAAGCACAAUUUAAUGAAUAAGUUAACAUAUUAAACCAUUGUGAUGUCAAGAACAA